UCGAUUUGCGCCAAACUAGCGCCACUAAAGCCGAAGCUUAGUUCCGAGGAAGAUAAACAAGCUCUUCUGUGAUGAUCUAAGCUGAGGUUGUUCAAAACAACAGCAACCCGAUCCAAGGGGGCGACGCUGCUGGUGGGGUGCUGGGAAAGUGCAAAGGGGGUGACGUGACGUCGUGUUUUCGAUCUGCUGAUGUUGUGAACUCGGUGGUGGUCUCGCUCGCACGUUGGACGGGUUGCUCGUUGGUUGGAGGGGGUCCACCAGAGUGGUUGUUGUUUAUUUACACAUUCCUAGUCGAAUGGUUCAAAUAUCGUACGACGGCGAGCCUCCCCUUAGCUCAAAAAUUGAAUCUCUAAUCCAAGCGAGCUCAUUCACAAACCAGGAACGUCAACGAACGGAAGCAAAGCUUCGAAUUUUGCAAAAAAAAAGGAAGUGAAAUAAAUUCAGGACAUUGAAGAACUUUUUGAAGAUAACACAAACAAGUGAACGUGCAAUGCUAUAGAACAAAGUGACUUUAAAUUGCUCAAUUGAACUCAAUUGAAGGUGAACAAAUAAGGUUGCAACGCGAUUUUUGCAAGGGCAAAUCGUCAAGAUUUCUUGCUGUGAAGGAAUAGAAGAAAAAUUCAAGUGAGGAACCAGUUCAAAAGAAGGACUUUUUCGAACAGUGGGUGUUUCUUUGGGUGUGCGGUUCUAAGCCGUGCUGAACUAUGCACAUUAAGCAGUACAAACCGAAGUGUGGAAAGAUCUGCGCUGGAACUGGACUAUUUUCAAUUGUUGGUGUUGUGAGCUAUGAAGCGUACCGCACCUACUCAGCACUAACGAACCUGGUGGACACCCGGGUUCUGGACGUGGACCGGAAGCGUCCCGACUACAUCUACAUUAAGCACCAUAUCUACCGCCAAUCGCUGCUGGAACAGCUUGAGCAGGAACGCCGCGACAGCAAGCUGGUCAACAUCGUCGUCCAGCCCUUUGGAAAGUGGUGGAAAGCGCUCAAGCACUCGGUCGCGUGGCGCCUACUACGAAUCGCCCAGGAGGGCGAACUUGCCGAUCGUCUUAAAGCUAUUAAACAGUUGGCGCUGAUCGACCACUUGAAAGAUUGGGACUUUCAGCAUCUGGCUCAGCUGUGCGAUGCUCGCACUGCGGUAGCCUUGGCCCGCUCCAACUGCGAUUCCCGGUGGUUCCUGCCACCGCGCCAGUAUGGAGUUGAGAAGGAAACGCGUGAAGUGCUGGUCGGCGUAAAGCAAUUGAUCGAGCACCUUGUGCCGGACCACUGCGCCGAGUACGUCCUUGGGCAUACCUUCGGCUCGCAUCAGAUCAAGGAACCGUCCGGGGACGAUGGCGUCCACUACCCGGUCAACUCGGCGACCUUCGAGCACGACCAGAUGAAGCAAGCGCUGAGCGCGCUUGUGCACCUGACCACGGUCGAGGAAAAUUGUCGCAAGAUCAUCGAAGCCGGUGGCCUGCUGACGCUGAUCGAGGUCGAAAAACUAUACAAAGAUGACAUCGACAUGAAGCUCACCCUGUCUCGGAUCGUCGCGAAUCUGUCGGUCGGUGACGAGCGAUCGUACGAUUUCUUCGCCAGCGGCUGGCUCAGUAUUUUGUCCCGCUGGCAGAAGGACAUUGACAUGAGGAUGCAGGUCACGACCGAUCUGACGCUGUCGAAUCUCGAUCGCGACGAUCCCAACUGCUUCACGUACGAGUCCAACGUGUACCCGCUGUACCCGAAGAGUCGCCGCGAGAAGAAGCCCGACGUGGACAUUGUCUUCGUGCACGGAUUGUUGGGAGGAGUUUUUGUGACGUGGCGCCAGAAGGAUCUCAAACCGCAAGCGGCCAGUCUUCUAGGUAAGAAACACAAAUCCGUUUCGCUCGUUUCAUCCACAACGUGUGCCAAAGCGCCAACUGGUGGUGGUGGUGAUGGUUCUAACAUACGCACUGCGACGCCGACAAAACCGACCUCUCCGUUCACUAAUUGGUCUGCGAAAAAGUCCUCCUACGACGACGACGAACGUGACGCGGAAGAGGGCAUCGCAUCCGCUAAGGAAGAGGUCCUGACGCUGCAACCCACGCCCCCCAAGCCACACCCCUCAAUCAGUGACACGGCCACGCAGGAGCUCAUCCAGGCGCUGCAGGAAGAUGAACCGCUCAGCUCGGAUUGGUCCGUCGUAUUCCCGGACAUCCCGUUGGUCGCGGACGAAAAGUACACCAGCCCCGCUGUCCACGCGAAGCAGAACCGCGAGGGCCGCUACAGCGUGUCCGGCGAAAAGUGGCUCCAGGAACCACUCGGCGAUGAGUCCGUUGGGCGAUCUUUCUGUUGGCCGAUGGAGUGGCUCCCAAAAGACUUCCCAAACGUCCGCGUCAUCGGGCUCAACUACAACUCGUCCCUCUCGGAAUGGUCCGCCAGCGGGUGUCCGUGCGAAAAGUACGACGGCAAGCUGGAGAAACGCGCCGGAGAAUUCCUCAAGAAGCUCGCCCGGUCAAACGUUGGCCAGGAUCGGCCCGUAGUCUGGGUCGGCCAUUCGAUGGGCGGACUCCUCAUCAAAAGUAUUAUGGUUCAAGCCGCUCAAAGCGAAGACCCGGCAAUCCGGCGAAUCGCCGAAAAUUCACACGCCGUCAUGUUCCUCGGAACGCCGCACCGGGGCAGUGCCAUUGCCAAGCUAAAGCAACACACGUCCGCCCUGGUUUGGCCAUCGGUAGAAGUCCGCGAACUCGAGGAAAACUCAACCCAACUCCUGCAUCUCAACAAAACGUUCCUCAAAGCCAUCGCCGGUCUCAGCAAAAAACCCGAAAUCGUCAGCAUCUGCGAAGGCAUCCCGACCGAGCUGACCUCUUUCAAGGUCCCACUCCACAUCGUCCCCGAGUCCUCAGCCCGAAUCGACGAGGGCGAUUUUUACAUUACCAAAGAGGACCAUCUCAGUUUGAGCAAACCCAUGUGCCGGCAGUCCUUCCUCUACCAGCGGCUCAUCAGUGUCAUCUGGUGCGCAAUGCAGUCGGCCCGGGACGAGACGGAACAGCACCACGACCAGGAAAAGACCUCCAUCGGUACGACGAUAAGCCACGGCAAGACCAGCUCAGUGUUCACCGACGUGUACCGGCAGUUGAGGCAGUUUGAGAAAUUGUUUAACAUCUUCUUGUAAAUUGAUGGUUUUAGGAAAAUUCCGCGUGUUUUGAAAUCCUCUCUAUUUUUGGAGAGGAACAGCAAAAUUUUAUUAAAUUGUUGAGCCAUGACAAAUGUGUAUUAUCUCUGCGUUUUGAAAGAGUAAAGCUAAGCUUUUUUAUUUAUUGAAACUUUUUACCAGGUUGCAAAUAUAUAUAAUUAAGAAUGUGAUGUCUAAUA
Culex quinquefasciatus (southern house mosquito) is the source of this 3331-nucleotide messenger RNA. RefSeq names its product protein SERAC1. Lineage: Eukaryota; Metazoa; Arthropoda; Insecta; Diptera; Culicidae. Bases 705 to 3131 code for a protein of 808 amino acids. The transcript is spliced from 5 exons. The record is from RefSeq and is a predicted model, not a curated record.